CUCUUUCCCUCCAUGUCGUCGCCCCCACCGGGGAGCAGCCAAGACGGCUAUCCCUCCGACUCCACUCCACCCUCCGUAGACGCCCAUCCUAAUGACCCAUUCAGCACCCUGAAUGGCUCUGGUCGACGAUACUACGACAACGAUGACCUUGAAUACCCAAGUGUUGGUCGAAGAGAUACCUAUGUCUCGACAGAUUAUGACCGUGCCAGCUCUUAUGACCCAUACGUCCCGCACGACACCGACUCUGAUGGCGACAACUAUGCCCAACGCUACACGACCUCUGCCGAGUCUCUUAGUGCCCAGAGAGCUGCUCAUGCGUCGACACCAACAUUCAGCGAGUACGCUAGCCCAUAUCCACCGGAGGCUUAUCCCGCCUGGUCGACCGACCGCCAGAUUCCGUUGUCCAAGGAGGAGAUAGAGGACAUCUUUUUGGACCUCACUCAGAAAUUUGGAUUUCAGCGCGACUCCAUGCGGAAUAUGUUCGAUUUUCUGAUGCAACAACUCGACUCCCGAGCGUCCCGGAUGUCCCCAAAUCAAGCCUUACUAACUCUUCAUGCGGACUACAUCGGUGGCCAACACGCAAACUACCGCAAGUGGUAUUUUGCCGCUCAACUUGACCUUGACGAUGCCGUCGGUAACACACAAAAUCCGGGCCUCAAUCGUCUCAAAUCGCAGAAGGGCAAGACAAGUGGGGCCAGGCCAGGUCGCGAGAAGGCUCUCAGUACAGCUCUUGAACGGUGGCGUUUGGCUAUGCACAAUAUGAGCCAAUACGACCGACUCCGACAAAUUGCACUCUACCUGCUUGUUUGGGGCGAGAGUGCUCAAGUGCGAUUCUGCCCUGAAGCUCUCUGCUUCAUUUUCAAGUGCGCGGAUGAUUACUACCGUUCUCCAGAGUGCCAAAAUCGGAUGGACCCAAUACCUGAAGGGAUGUACUUGCGUUCGGUUGUACGACCGUUAUAUCGCUUCAUUCGCGACCAGGGUUACGAGGUUUCUGAAGGAAAGUUUGUGAGGAGGGAGCGGGAUCAUGACGAGAUAAUCGGUUAUGACGAUGUCAACCAACUGUUCUGGUACCCUGAAGGAAUUGCGCGCAUUGUUUUGCAAGACAAGACGCGUCUGGUUGAUAUCGCUCCCCCUAAGCGUUUUAUGCAAUUUGAUCGCAUUGACUGGAAUCGGGCGUUUUUCAAGACCUACUACGAAAGGCGAUCGUUUGGCCACCUCCUUGUCAAUUUCAACCGCGUCUGGGUCAUCCACAUCUCAAUGUACUUUUUCUACACCUCGUACAACUCCACUCCGGUCUACGCCAUCGGCAACAAGGUUGUUCCGGCCCUGAGAUGGAGCGCUGUUGCGCUCGGUGGUGCGGUCGCAACUAUUAUCAUGAUUCUCGCCACUCUCGCGGAAUUUUCGUACAUCCCCACCACAUGGAACAAUACUUCCCAUCUCACCAGGCGUCUACUCUUCCUCGUAGUCAUCCUUGCCCUUACUGCUGGACCGACUUUCUAUAUUGCGGCUGUCUCCAGAAACGGUAGUACUGGCCAGGUCCCUCUCAUCAUCGGCAUUGUGCAGUUCUGCAUCUCCGCCAUAGUCACCGUCGUUUUCGCUAUUGUCCCUUCUGGGCGGAUGUUUGGCGACCGCGUUGCAGGCAAGAGCAGGAAAUAUCUCGCUAGUCAAACCUUCACUGCUUCAUACCCUCACAUGGGUGCUAAGAGCCGGUUUGCCUCGAUUCUUCUCUGGGUUCUUGUUUUCGGCUGCAAAUUUGUCGAAUCUUACUUCUAUCUGACCCUCUCGUUCCGGGCGCCCAUCGUCGAAAUGGUCGGGAUGAAGAUCCAGGGCUGCAACGACAAGUUUUUUGGCAAUAACUUGUGCCGAAACCACGUCGCGUUCACGUUAGCCAUCAUGUAUAUCAUGGAACUCGUCCUCUAUUUCCUCGACACAUUCCUGUGGUAUGUCAUCUGGAAUACGGUCUUCAGCAUUGGGCGGUCUUUCACACUCGGCUUGUCUAUCUGGACACCUUGGGGCGACAUUUACCAACGCUUGCCAAAAAGGAUUUAUGCCAAGUUGUUGGCGACCACUGAUAUGGAGACAAAGUACAAACCAAAGGUUCUUGUGUCCCAAAUUUGGAACGCCAUCAUUAUAUCCAUGUAUCGCGAACAUCUGCUGUCCAUCGACCACGUUCAGAAAUUGCUCUACCAUCAAGUUGACGCGGCUAACGGUCGCCGAAGCCUUCGCGCCCCUCCUUUCUUCACCGGUGAAGGCUCUUCAGACAAAUUCCUCCCACACAACAGUGAAGCGGAACGCCGAAUCUCGUUCUUUGCUCAGAGUUUGACUACCGCCAUUCCCGCGCCGAUACCGGUCGACGCGAUGCCGACUUUCACUGUUCUCACUCCGCAUUACAGUGAGAAGAUAUUGCUUUCCUUGAGGGAGAUCAUUCGGGAGGAAGACAAGAAUGCCCGCGUCACUCUCCUCGAAUAUCUCAAGCAGCUGCACCCGGUCGACUGGGAAAAUUUCGUCAAGGACACCAAGAUUCUUGCAGAGGAGUCGGCGAUGAUGACUGGCACAAUGCCAUUUUCGCCCCACGACGAGAAGGCUGCAAGUAAAGCUGACGACCUGCCGUUUUACUUCAUUGGUUUCAAGAGCGCUGCCCCUGAAUUUACGCUGCGGACUCGGAUUUGGAGUUCUCUCCGAGCACAGACUCUAUACCGCACAGUGUCUGGUAUGAUGAACUACUCCAAAGCCAUCAAGCUCCUUUAUCGCGUCGAAAACCCGGACGUUGUUCAGCACUAUGGUACCAAUCCAGACAAACUGGAGCGUGAGCUGGAACGAAUGGCAAGGAGAAAAUUCAAAUUCGUCGUUUCGAUGCAACGUUACAGCAAGUUCAACAAGGAAGAGCAGGAGAAUGCAGAGUUCUUAUUACGCGCCUAUCCGGAUCUUCAAAUCGCUUAUCUUGAGGAGGAGCCCCCUAAACGCGAAGGCGGCGAGCCUAGAAUCUUCUCGGUCCUCAUCGAUGGACACAGCGAGUUUAUUGGCGACACUGGUCGUCGUCGGCCCAAGUUCCGCAUCGAAUUACCUGGUAACCCGAUUCUCGGUGACGGCAAAUCGGACAACCAGAACCACGCAAUCAUUUUCUACCGCGGAGAAUACUUGCAGCUCAUCGACGCCAAUCAGGACAAUUAUCUCGAAGAAUGUCUCAAGAUUCGUAACAUACUUGGCGAGUUCGAAGAGUUCCAGGUGGAGGAAACCAGUCCAUAUUCGCGUUGGGACACCAAUCCCAAGAAUUUCAGCAAAACGGCGCCUGUCGCGAUCGUUGGCGCCCGCGAAUAUAUCUUCUCGGAAAACAUCGGCAUUCUUGGAGAUGUUGCUGCCGGAAAGGAGCAAACAUUCGGUACUCUGGCUGCUCGAUCAAUGGCCUGGAUUGGAGGCAAGUUGCAUUACGGCCACCCGGAUUUCCUGAAUGCGCUGUAUAUGACAACCCGCGGCGGUGUUUCCAAGGCUCAAAAGGGUUUGCAUCUCAACGAAGAUAUCUAUGCUGGGAUGAAUGCUUUCGGUCGUGGAGGGCGUAUCAAACACACCGAGUACUAUCAAUGCGGCAAGGGACGUGACCUUGGAUUCGGAACUAUUCUCAACUUCCAGACUAAGAUCGGCACGGGAAUGGGAGAGCAAAUGUUGAGUCGCGAGUACUACUACAUGGGCACACAACUCCCCAUCGACCGUUUCCUGACGUUCUACUACAACCACCCUGGAUUCCAUAUCAACAACAUGUUGGUCAUCUUGUCAGUUCAAGUCUUCAUAUUGACGAUGGUUUUCCUGGGAACCUUGAACGAGUCGAUCACGAUUUGUCGUUACACUGGCUCAGGCCAGUUCAGGGCUGGUCAAUCGGGUUGCUAUAAUCUGAUCAAUGUCUUUGGGUGGAUUCGUCGCUGCAUCAUCAGUAUUUUCUUGGUAUUCAUGAUUUCGUUCUUGCCGUUGUUCUUACAAGAGCUUGUUGAGCGUGGAACAUGGAAGGCUGUCUCACGACUAGUCAAACAAUUCGCAUCGCUCUCGCCCAUUUUCGAAGUUUUCUCCACUCAAAUAUACACUCACUCGAUCUUGAGUAACUUGACAUUCGGUGGAGCUCGCUACAUUGCCACAGGACGAGGCUUUGCGACCAGCAGGAUGCACUUCAGCACACUCUUCUCGCGCUUCGCUGGUCCUAGUAUCUACCUUGGGAUGCGGACAUUGAUAAUGUUGCUCUACGUGACGUUGUCGAUGUGGACGCCAUACCUAAUCUACUUCUGGGCUUCCAUUCUCUCUCUGUGUGUCGCCCCGUUCCUCUUCAACCCGCAUCAAUUUGUCUUUUCGGAAUGGGUCGUGGAUUAUCGGGAAUUUUUGCGAUGGAUGAUGAGGGGAAACUCCCGAUCACAUGUCAACUCAUGGAUUGGGUACUGUCGUUUGACGCGCACAAUGAUUACUGGCUACAAGAAGAAGAAACUCGGCCACCCAUCGGAGAAACUUUCUGGAGACGUCCCGCGAGCUGGUUGGCGCGCCGUUUUGUGGACUGAAGUGCUCUUCCCCAGCGUCAUGGCCGUCUUGUUCGUCAUCGCAUACAUGUUCGUCAAGUCAUUCCCAGUCGAUGGGAAAUUCCCGCCCAGCCCACUCGUCCGAAUCCUCGUAAUUUCUCUGGGGCCUAUUGCUUGGAAUGCGCUUGUUCUCCUGCUGCUUUUCCUUUGCUCUAUCUCCCUCGGUCCGAUGCUUGAUUCUAUGUUCCCGAUGUUUGGCUCAGUCAUAGCCUUCAUCGCCCAUGUGUUGGGAACUCUUGGGAUGAUUGCAUUCUUUGAAUUCUUCUGGUUCCUGGAGCUAUGGAAUGUGUCACAUGCUGUUUUGGGGCUGAUUACCAUUAUCGCCAUCCAGCGAGCCGUUCAUAAGAUUCUCAUUUCCGUGUUCUUGUCUCGGGAAUUCAAGCACGAUGAGACCAAUCGGGCGUGGUGGACCGGUCGAUGGUACGGUAGGGGGCUGGGAACACAUGUCAUGUCGCAGCCUGCUCGGGAGUUUGUUGUCAAGAUUAUGGAACUCUCAUUAUGGAGUUCCGACCUCAUUCUUGGACAUAUCCUGCUGCUCAUGCUGACUCCACCUGUGUUGAUCCCCUACUUCGACCGACUUCACAACACUAUGUUGUUCUGGUUACGACCUUCAAAACAGAUCCGCGCUCCUUUGUACUCCCUCAAGCAACGACGACAACGGCGGUGGAUCAUCAUCAAGUAUGGUAUCAUCUAUGUAUUAGUCGUCGCCUUCAUCGUCUGCCUCAUUGCUCUGCCUGUCGUUUUCCGCACCUCUCUUCAUUUGGACUGUUCCAUUUGUCAAAACUUAUAA
Messenger RNA from Mycena indigotica, 5343 nucleotides. Its product is annotated as 1,3-beta-glucan synthase. Gene Ontology annotation, cellular component: 1,3-beta-D-glucan synthase complex; plasma membrane. The record is from RefSeq and is a predicted model, not a curated record. NCBI's taxonomy places the organism in Eukaryota, Fungi, Basidiomycota, Agaricomycetes, Agaricales, Mycenaceae. Gene Ontology annotation, biological process: (1->3)-beta-D-glucan biosynthetic process; fungal-type cell wall polysaccharide biosynthetic process. Bases 13 to 5343 code for a protein of 1776 amino acids. The transcript has 11 exons. Gene Ontology annotation, molecular function: 1,3-beta-D-glucan synthase activity.